Messenger RNA from Papaver somniferum (opium poppy), 741 nucleotides. RefSeq lists its product as uncharacterized. The record is from RefSeq and is a predicted model, not a curated record. NCBI's taxonomy places the organism in Eukaryota, Viridiplantae, Streptophyta, Magnoliopsida, Ranunculales, Papaveraceae. The coding region runs from base 1 to 741 and encodes 246 amino acids. The transcript has a single exon.
AUGGGAGACCUGAACUUUGUGUUGCAUGAUCAUGAAAAAUUCAUCCAACAUUCUAUUGAUUCUCAUGAAGCUAACAUCUUUUUGGAGAAAUUGGAAGCAGCUAAUCUUACUGAUUUGGGUUACACUGAAUGUCCAUUCACAUGGACUAAUAGAAGAGUGGGUCCACAUCUCACAGAACAAAGAUUAGAUGGUCUAGCCAAUGAAAGAUGGCUUGAAAUACACCCAAAUUCCACCAUCUCCAACCUUCCUGCUAUUGGCUCUGAUCAUAACCCAAUUCUUAGUAACAAAUCUAACAGGAAACAAGGACACAUCCCUUUCAAAUUCUUUGGUCCCUGGCUAUAUCACAAAGAUUGUAAAGAAAUCAUAGCUGAAUGUUGGAAGACUAAGCACAAAUGUUCUCUUGCUAUCAAGAUUGCUAGGAAGUUAAGAGAUAUUAAAGUCAAAUUAAAUAAAUGGAACAAGGAAAUAUAUGGUAACAUCAAGAUAAACCUUGAAGACAGUCUACAACACUUGGAAUGGAUUACCAAGAAUCAAUUCAACAAUAAUAGAGGGCAGGAAAUCAGAGAGGCUAAGAAGAGAGUUGAACAUUGGCAAAAUAUUCAAGAAAGUUUUUGGAAGACUAGAAGCAGAGACCAUCUCAUCAAGCUUGGAGAUAAAAACACCAGCUUCUUCCACAUCUCUGCCAAGAAAAGAUACAUAAGGAAUAAAAUUGUAUCAAUCCAACAAGAAAAUGGCUCUUAG